Pan troglodytes (chimpanzee) is the source of this 9425-nucleotide messenger RNA. RefSeq names its product p21 (RAC1) activated kinase 3 (gene PAK3). Gene Ontology annotation, molecular function: ATP binding; protein serine/threonine kinase activity. The transcript has 20 exons. Gene Ontology annotation, biological process: protein phosphorylation. The record is from RefSeq and is a predicted model, not a curated record. NCBI's taxonomy places the organism in Eukaryota, Metazoa, Chordata, Mammalia, Primates, Hominidae. Bases 817 to 2496 code for a protein of 559 amino acids.
AAUAGCAGAGAAGGGCUAGGGAGCGGUUGCCGAGCAGGGGCUCUACCGCGGGCGGGCAGCUGUGCCAGCUAACCGUCUGGGAUCUCGCACUGGGGGCUGCAGCUUUUCCCCGCCUCGAGCCAGUGUGCGGGGGCGGGAGAAGAGCCAGGGGGAGCGGGCUGGGCCCGGGGCUGCGGCUGCGGCCGCGGGGCUGCGGCUCCCCAGCCCCGCCAGCUGGAGCGCUCGGAGGUAGAGGAAAGGUCUUGACGGGGUGGCUGGAUCCGUGGCAGCCUCGAGUCUCCUACGUGGCUCCCCGGAGCCCUGAGACCAAGCGAGCAGUUUGCAUGAUCCCAGUUCCCGGACAAGUGGGUGUGUCAGGGCCGUUCCCAGAGGGCCGGGGCUCCUUCGCUUGGUCAAACCCUAGACUCGUUUACUGGGGCCUGGGCCGCUUGAGGCAAAACCCGCCUUGAAAGCUACGUCAGCCUAAUCCAGUUCCAGAUUCUAGACUUGAGGGUUCUGGGCUGUUGGUCUGUAGAAGCGAAGGAGAGAAGGACUCAAAUCCAGGCCAAGUGUAUGGCUGUCUGAGGUAUUGGAACAGAAGGAGGUCCAUUCCUGUUGGUGACAACACCGUGGCCCUGUUCUGGGAUGAGCAAGGUGUAAAGGUUUCCCCCAAGAAAGAGCAGCUGAGUCCUUGCAUCUUGUGGCAGCUGGUGUGCCCAGCACUGAGUCUGUAGGAGCUGAAGCCAGCCCGGACCCUUCUCAUGGGCAGUGCCCACCUGUGCUGAAGUCCUGCAGCGGUGGCGGUGUGAGGAGCUGUGAAAUUAGUUGUAACUGAAAAUGUCUGACGGUCUGGAUAAUGAAGAGAAACCCCCAGCUCCUCCACUGAGGAUGAAUAGUAACAACCGGGAUUCUUCAGCACUCAACCACAGCUCCAAACCACUUCCCAUGGCCCCUGAAGAGAAGAAUAAGAAAGCCAGGCUUCGCUCUAUCUUCCCAGGAGGAGGGGAUAAAACCAAUAAGAAGAAGGAGAAAGAGCGCCCAGAGAUCUCUCUUCCUUCAGACUUUGAGCAUACGAUUCAUGUGGGGUUUGAUGCAGUCACCGGGGAAUUCACUCCAGAUCUCUAUGGCUCACAGAUGUGCCCAGGGAAGCUCCCAGAGGGAAUUCCAGAGCAAUGGGCACGAUUACUCCAAACUUCCAACAUAACAAAAUUGGAACAGAAGAAGAACCCACAAGCUGUUCUAGAUGUUCUCAAAUUCUAUGAUUCCAAAGAAACAGUCAACAACCAGAAAUACAUGAGCUUUACAUCAGGAGAUAAAAGUGCACAUGGAUACAUAGCAGCCCAUCCUUCGAGUACAAAAACAGCAUCUGAGCCUCCAUUGGCCCCUCCUGUGUCUGAAGAAGAAGAUGAAGAGGAAGAAGAAGAAGAAGAUGAAAAUGAGCCACCACCAGUUAUCGCACCAAGACCAGAGCAUACAAAAUCAAUCUACACUCGUUCUGUGGUUGAAUCCAUUGCUUCACCAGCAGUACCAAAUAAAGAGGUCACACCACCCUCUGCUGAAAAUGCCAAUUCCAGUACUUUGUACAGGAACACAGAUCGGCAAAGAAAAAAAUCCAAGAUGACAGAUGAGGAGAUCUUAGAGAAGCUAAGAAGCAUUGUGAGUGUUGGGGACCCAAAGAAAAAAUACACAAGAUUUGAAAAAAUUGGUCAAGGGGCAUCAGGUACUGUUUAUACAGCACUAGACAUUGCAACAGGACAAGAGGUGGCCAUAAAGCAGAUGAACCUUCAACAGCAACCCAAGAAGGAAUUAAUUAUUAAUGAAAUUCUGGUCAUGAGGGAAAAUAAGAACCCUAAUAUUGUUAAUUAUUUAGAUAGCUACUUGGUGGGUGAUGAACUAUGGGUAGUCAUGGAAUACUUGGCUGGUGGCUCUCUGACUGAUGUGGUCACGGAGACCUGUAUGGAUGAAGGACAGAUAGCAGCUGUCUGCAGAGAGUGCCUGCAAGCUUUGGAUUUCCUGCACUCAAACCAGGUGAUCCAUAGAGAUAUAAAGAGUGACAAUAUUCUUCUCGGGAUGGAUGGCUCUGUUAAAUUGACUGACUUUGGGUUCUGUGCCCAGAUCACUCCUGAGCAAAGUAAACGAAGCACUAUGGUGGGAACCCCAUAUUGGAUGGCACCUGAGGUGGUGACUCGAAAAGCUUAUGGUCCGAAAGUUGAUAUCUGGUCUCUUGGAAUUAUGGCAAUUGAAAUGGUGGAAGGUGAACCCCCUUACCUUAAUGAAAAUCCACUCAGGGCAUUGUAUCUGAUAGCCACUAAUGGAACUCCAGAGCUCCAGAAUCCGGAGAGACUGUCAGCUGUAUUCCGUGACUUUUUAAAUCGCUGUCUUGAGAUGGAUGUGGAUAGGCGAGGAUCUGCCAAGGAGCUUUUGCAGCAUCCAUUUUUAAAAUUAGCCAAGCCUCUCUCCAGCCUGACUCCUCUGAUUAUCGCUGCAAAGGAAGCGAUUAAGAACAGCAGCCGCUAAGACUGCAAGCCUUACACCUCACCAUCUCCCUCAUGAGUAAGACUGAAAUAAAACUCUGCUGCAGGAAAGAUGGAAGAAAAGACAGUCAAAUGGUGUGGGGGUUCUUUACCUUUCAAAUGAAUAGAAACUUCUUAUAAGCCUUUUUCCUACUCCCUCAGAUUAUGUAAUUUAUUUGUAAGCCUGAAUCGCAGCCCAAACAGGGCAGCAAUGUUGAAGUGACCAUAAAGUGGUCACUUCCACCGUGAAGCGAAAGAGCCAGUAGUGAAUCCCCUCAUUUUGUGCAUUCACUUUGAAGAAAAAGGUUUCUCAAAGAUGCACACUCCCUCUUCAUAGUGUUGUGUUUGUUUUUAAGUUAGAGAGUAGUCCCUCUUGCAUUCAAACCUCCUUCAAAACUCCUUACCCAAUGUGAUGUUUUUCACUUGCAUUGUCAUUAGAUGUCCAGAAAAAAAAAAGAUGUCAAAAUGUUUUUCUAAAAAAAGAAAGCAAAAAAAGCAAGGCAAAAAAACAAAAAAAAAACAAACAAAAACAAAAACAAAACAAAAACAAGCAAACAAAAAAUACCAGAGCAAGUACUGUGUGAACAUGUGGAAGUCCAUGCCCUAAUAGAGUUGCAAUUUUUUAUUCUUCUUCUAUAGUGGUGGCUUGGUUUGUGUACCUAUUUUUCUGCAUUUGUAUUGGAAAAGGUUUCUUUUAAGACAUUUUCCAAAAGUGGAGAGGAAUAUGUGUGUUCAGGAAGGGCUUUCAAAAAACUGUAUAUCUAAAUAAAGCUCAAACGGUGAAAUCCUGUCACAUUUUCACAAUGAUGCUUAAAAGAUAGUUGAGUAAACCAGGUUGUUAAUCUCCUUAAUACCUGAAAGAGGACACACUGAAACUGUGACAUCCUGCUAGGUGAGUUCAGGUUCUGAACCUAGGAAAUCCUCAUAGGAGAAACCACAUUUAAACAAAGAUGGGACUUUCUCUGAGAGCCAAAACCAGAUAAAUGUAGAAUACUGAAAUCCUUAUUGGACAUUAAGUAAACAAAGAUAAUGAUACCUAAAUUAAUCCUCUCUUGUGCUUAUGAAACAUAUGCACUGUAAAAUAGGCAUACCAGGAGGAAAUAGAUCCAUUAAUCAUCAUUUACUUAUGAUACAAAUUAUUUAUUUUGACAAUUUAUAACGUUUAAAAAAGUUUUUUAAAGAUCUAGAGAAAGGUGAUAUAGUAAACAUUCAACUCUGUAAGAAAUGGGAGGUCAGUGAAGGCUACAUCCCAAUCAAUAUUUGGCUCUAAGUACCUCUUCCCAUUUUCCCUAUGUAUCACCUAUUUCUGUUUCGGAAUAUGGUGUGUUCAUGCUUAGUUCUUUGGGCUUUUGAAUAUCAAAAGCAUAUUCAUAAAUGUCUUGAAAUUCUCUCCAGUGGAAAAUAAUUUUAACUUACAAUCAUAUCCCAAGAAAUGUCAGUCCGACAGAAUUCCUUAUAUGACUUGGGGAAAAUAACAAAAUUUGACUACUAUUUCACCAUAUAUCUAUUUAUUAAAAAAUUCAACAGUUGGCACUUCCUGAAUCUUCUGAGAGUAGAAAAAUAUCUGCGGAGUGUCUGUGUAGAAAAGGAUAUGCCUCUCUUUUGAGUGUAUUGGCAAUUUUGUAAAUUACAGAAAGUUGUUUCUCUAAGCCUUUGAAAAACUAACAAUUUGUGUUAUAGAAGGCUUCUUAAUUUGUAGUAUAAAAGAAUCUAAACAGAACUUAUGUACAUUCAGCAAGAAGGGGAAAGAGAUCAGUUACAUAGGCCUCUCUCCUUCUUUGCCAAGGUACAUCCAUCCAUCUAACCAUCCAUAUAUCCACAUCUUAAAAUGAAAGCACUUUCUUUAGAGUUUCAGCAAACUAUAUAGUGUACGUGUUUAUGUUCAGGAGAUGACCCCACUGGUGUAUUUCCUAUUUUCCCUAUUGUUUUCUUUGACUGUAAAAGUUGGGAGAGGCUUGACCUCCUCCCCUUGAAAAUGUCCACAGUGGGAUAAAACAACAAAUGUGAAAAGAAAAUGAAAUGGUAAUAUUAAUUUGAAGCAUACUAUGUUAUACUUUGCAAAAACGAAUCUGGGCCUGUAAUUUUUAAUGCCACACUGCUCUAAUGAGAGAGAGAGGCCUUAAUUUUGAUUUCAUUUAAAAAUAAGUACUUUAAAAUAUUUUUCACUCAUAGUGCCGGGAAAUUCAAUGAAAUCCUGGGAUGCAAAUAAAAAUCAGUACAUUAGUGACUAUGUCCUGCCAGUGGAGAGAGCCCAAUACCUGGUUAGGAAGCCCUAUUCAUUAGUUAGCAUCCCUUACAUGUUGAGAAGGCCUUUUUUUUGUUGUUAUUUUGGAGACCUUGGAGCAGUGACCCUUCAGAUCACUGUAGGCAGAGAAAUGGCUUCUCUCUUAUGCUUUCAGUUCAGCAUAUUAACAAUGAGGAGCCAGGUACUUCUUUAUUACCACUUUGUACCAAGAUUUGAUAAUAAUAUAUCCCAGGAGGCAUUACUUUUAUAAAUUUGUAUUCAUGUAAAUUUUCAAAUGAGAACAGCUUCUAAAGCCCCUUCCCUGUAUUGGAGAGUUAUGUAUAUUUCUAAUAAGUAUUAGAAAGAAGCUGUUUCUCAUGCCACAGUGAUGCUGAAGGAUUCACAUUUGGUACAAUCGAGUAACUUGAACACCAGAUUGUUAACAGUUUAUUCUCUUUCCCUGGAUUUUUUAGCUCAUCUUGACACAGGUGAGUCUAUCCAAAUCUUUGAUGUUGCUAGUGUGCCCUGAGAUAACGAGGGCACAUCCUUCAAUGUUGAUUCCAAAAUGUCCUGAGUUAGGAAUAGGGCAGUGGGAAAGUCAGGGAAGGGUGAGAAGCACAGUAGAGAUUAUUUAUUUAAAAAAGGAAAGAACGUUAAUGUUGUUAGCAAGGAUCCAGUGCGUUGUCAUAAUCCCAUGAGGAUUUUCAGAUGACACAAUCCCCUCAAAUCAGUCACCAUGUUGGGUAAUGACUUCGUUCUUGCUGAUCUCGUGUGUGUGUCAUUGUAAAUAUUUGUGUGUCCAUGUUCCAUUUUGGCUACUGGAUGGCCAAGCCAUGUAAGAAGAUUUAACUCAAGUAUUUAUUCUUUAUGUUAUUCAGAUUUCUUUCAGGCUUGUGAACUGCACCCCAAUGUUUGAGUUUAACCACCUGAUCCUUACAUCUAUCCCUCCCCGGUGAAGCACAUUCCAUUGCUAAAAGAAAAAGAAAUACGAAAUUGCUUCCUGUUGUCUGUAUAACUGUUUUGAUAGUUUGAGAUGUUUGUCUAUAAAUGAUAUUUCUCAGCUCAAAGAUCGUGUAAAUAAUUAUAUUCCUUUGCUCAAUGGGUUGUUUAUUUCUAAUGAGGCUGCCAGUUCUGAGAGAUUCUAUAAUAUCACUUUUAAAUAACAUAAACAGGGAUUACAACUAUGUAAAAAGAAAUGCAUAUGGACAAAGACUGGGAACACAGAUAAUUGAAAUCAGUUGUGUUAGGGUGGGGGAAUUAUGUGAAUUUUUUUUUCUUUUUAAAUUUUUAUUUGAUAUUGUUAUAAUAUUGCUUUAUAAUAAAUAAACAGCAGAAAGGGAACUAUAGACACAUAGAAAAGAUGCCAGAAGCAGAUGCCUUCUGGCCAGAGCGCAGAGCAUGCAGGGCAGAGAUAUUUGCUAGUUAUAAUUAUUCCAUAGGCUUUAUGCUUGCCUGGGUGCUGAGGUUGGCACACGCUCGGGUAUGGCACACGCUUUCUUAGAAGACUAUUAUCUAUAAGUUAAAGCUAGGGAGAUGUCACUAUUAGAACUCCAAACACACUCUUCUGCUUUAAAAACAGGUUCUCUGCCCUCUGCUUUGGUGUGGCAUUCGGGUGUCUGUUUUGUGGUUGCUUUAGAUUGGAGGGGUGACCAUUUUAUUAGCCCCCUUGAUAACAUCUGUUGCAGAUAUUGCCUUUCUGGAACGUUUUAACAGACUCUCAGGUUGAAUUUUGGAGGACUAGAAGGAUAAAAUCCCCAGCUCCCACCAUUUUCUUGUCCAACAGGAUAUUACUGUAUAUCAUUCAGGUAGGAUUCUUCUUUUAAUAACCAAUAGGGCAAGUCCCACUAAUUUCAAUAGAAGUUAUGACUUGCAAUUAAAAGCUGACUUUGAAAUCAUUAAACAAAUAUGUAGGACUGUCUCUGCCUGUUGGCAUUCAGUUAUAGUUCUGUUAAUUUUGGCUUGGGAUGGUCUCCAUGUGCUUUUUUCUGCCUAUUUAUAGGUUGUUUGCAGUAGUUGUGAUUUUUAAAGAGCAAGGGAGACCAUCUAACCAAAGGAUAACUUCCUUCUAACUCACCAAAGAAAUUUUAGGUGAGAACUUUAAUAAUGAGGUAGUCACCUCAGAUAUGCUGCUUAGUUUCACUAAAAGCAGACCCUAUACCUAGAGAAGUCACUGGCUUUUUAUUGGUCAUUCUCAAUACAAAAAUACUUAGGGGAGUCUUAACCCUGCCAUCCCCGGUUGAAUCUCUUGGUCUUUAUCUAAGCUACUUGCAGUUAAUAUUCAGUUAAGCAAAGGUAUGGCCAGUAGUGCAAGUAUCUCCCAGUCUCUGAGCUCUGAACAAGAGGACUGAAAUUCAGCAUUUGUAAACUGACAGUUUGAUGGGCCUGGGAUUUGAAGUGAACUCAGCACACAAUUCUGAACAUGUAUUUGCAUGUGGACUGGGAAGGAAAUAAAUGGGAACUUGGAAAUAAUGGAAUAUUUCUCCUAUGAAAGAAUUUUUCAUAGAAGAUUUGUUUUUGAUAUAAUCUUUCUGUUGGUUAGCUUUUAGUGUUUUCAUUCCUUUUCUGAUCCACACUCCUUUAAGUGACCAAAUGAAUAUAACCCAACAUGCAUUGGGAAUGUGUUUAAUAUUAAACAAUGUCUAACUGAAUCUGCAAAUGCGGGAACUGAGAUAUCACCUCCAUGUGCACACCUGUGUGUACGAGUAUUCUAUACAACUUGUAGCAUUUACUGCCACUUAAUUGGGUUGAACUUGCAAGAUAAACUUUUGGAAACUGCUUAGUGCCAUCGGAGUCUCCUUUAGAAGCUGCCAUCAGGCAAAUGCUAUCCCAUAAUACCAGCAGUAAGCCUGGCAACAUGUUCAACAGAUUUAGUACCCAAGAGGAAAUCAACAGCGAUAGUAGAGAAUGAGUCAGAUGUAGUGGGAUAAAUACUAGCCUAGGAAGAAGGAGCCCCAGAGUCUAAUAUGAGCUUUAUUACUAAAUUGCUAUGUGACCUUAGGCAAGUCACUUAACCUCUCCAUGGCUGUUUCCUCAUCUGUAAAAUAAGUGUAUUGGACUAGAUGAUCCUUAGGGUCUUUCCAAAAGUCUAACAUUCUAUGGCAUUAUAGGUUGCCUUGCAAAUUCAGCCUGCUAUAGUGAUGGCAAAUAUCACAUUUAAGCCUGAGUCUCUUAUGUUGCAGUUAAAUAAAAUAACUAUGUAAGAUUAUUUUUAAAAUUCAAGCAAAUGGGCCGGGUGCGGUGGCUCAUGCCUGUAAUCCCAGCACUUUGGGAGGCCAAGGCAGGCGGAUCACCUGAGGUCAGGAGUUCGAGACCAGCCUGACCAACAUAGAGAAACCCCAUCUCUACUAAAAAUACAAAAUUAGCCGGGUGUGGUGGCGGGCGCCUGUAAUCCCAGCUACUCGGGAGGCUGAGGUGGGAGAAUCGCUUGAACCCAGGAGGCGGAGGUUGUGGUGAGCUGAGAUCAUGCCAUUGCACUCCAGCCUCGGCAACAAGAGUGAAACUUUGUCUCCAAAAAAAAAAAAAAAAAAAAAAAAAAACUCAAGCAAAUGAAGUUCAUAAUAAUAGGGGAUGUUGAUAAAACUUGUGGCAGCCUUCCAAUUCAUUUACAGUUGUUUCGUUUUGUUUUUGUUUUAAUGUCCAUUUUCUGUUGACUGUUCCCAGUUUUCAUUUUCCAUACAGUCUGUAUGUAAAGUCUGGUUUUCAUUAAGCUGUGGCCAGUAUUUGCCACUACAACAGAAACACACUGUCACACUUGCUAGAAUAUAACUGUACUUGGGCUUCUCCUUUCCUGUGAAGUAGUGCUGGGCUUUCUAGAGUUUAAUUCUCAAGUGGCACAAGAUAGCAGAACCCAUGCAUUUUAAUGGCUGAGACUGCUAAGAGUGAACCUAAACACUUACAAGUUGCAGAGAGAAAUGAAAAAGUAAUUACAUGCUAUUAGCAUUGAGGAAUGUUGACAAAUUAAUUUGUUGGGAACCAAAGAUAGCAUUUCUGAUGACAACUCCCACAGUGAUUGGCCAGUUGUAUGAUGAGUACACUGCUGGAAAGAGGGUAAACUGGGAGUUAGUGGAUGGUCCCAAUGCCCUGCCUACAGCAGAGUGCCAACCAGCCCUGAGUGCAAAAUUCAAGUUCAAUGUGUGUGCUUGUGUGUGGUGUGCUUUAUGGACCCGCAAAUACCAUAUUCAUUAUUGAUGAUAAGAUCUUCACAGAAUCCUGUAACUACUAAUGCAUUGAGUUUUUAAUCUCAGUACAUCAGCCAGGAGGAGCCAGAUCACAGGGUAGUGAUGUCUACUGGGAUUAUACUCAUAACAUCUACACAAAACAAGUUGAGAAGGAUCCACGUUUUCAUUGUUUAUCAGAAUUGUAUCUCAUUUGGCUGAGCAUUACUUUUGUCAAAAUGUGUUAUCUGUAAACCAUGUGUAGUGAAAUUCUUCUGUAACUUUGGAUUAAAGGUAUUUAUGGUCUUUUUGUUUGUUUGAUUUUUAAGUAAGUUAUUUCUUUUGUAGACCUGCUGAUGGUAUGGUUCCAUCCUUCUGACCUCAGCAUCCAAUCUUUUUAAGGAUUUUUGUUUUCAAUAUUUUUAUUUUAAAUUGUGGUUGAAGCAAUAGAAAAUUGAAAUAUGGAUUGUGCAUGACUGUGUCUUGAGUGUAAAAAUAUUGCAGUUUGAAACUUGGACCUAAAGUAUUGCAAAUAAAAAUGACAAACAUCAAUGA